Messenger RNA from Cucurbita moschata (crookneck pumpkin), 1377 nucleotides. RefSeq lists its product as uncharacterized. Gene Ontology annotation, biological process: protein transport. Bases 99 to 1250 code for a protein of 383 amino acids. The record is from RefSeq and is a predicted model, not a curated record. The transcript is spliced from 5 exons. NCBI's taxonomy places the organism in Eukaryota, Viridiplantae, Streptophyta, Magnoliopsida, Cucurbitales, Cucurbitaceae.
CUUCAUCUUUUUCUCACUGCCUUCCACUCUGAAUCACAACAUACAUAAUAAACCCAUUACCCCUUCAAACCUCCCAAAACCUUCAACCCUAUUUGGCCAUGGGAAGAACACUCGACGCUCUUCUUGGAAGAAAUUUCAGAGCCUCCAAAUUCCGCCCUCUUCUCAACCUCGCCCUCUCUCGUCUUGCCAUUCUUACCAACCAACGCCGACUGAGGCGCUCCCAAGCUCAAUCCGAUGUUCUCCAACUCCUCCAACUCCACCACCAACAACGCGCCCUUCUUCGAGUUGAGCAAGUGAUCAAGGACCAGAAUGCCUUGGAUGCGUACGUUUUGAUUGAAGGGUACCUCAAUCUCUUGAUCGAAAGGACCUCCCUCCUCGAACAACAAAGAGACUGCCCUGAGGAAUUGAAAGAGGCGAUUGCAGGGUUGCUAUUUGCUGCUUCCAGAUGUGGGGAUUUCCCUGAACUUCAUGAGAUUAAAUCCGUUUUGACCUCUCGUUUUGGAAAGGAAUUCACUGCUCGUGCAGUUGAAUUACGCAACAACUGUGGAGUCAAUCAUUUGUUAAUGCAGAAACUUUCCACGAGGCACCCAAAUUUGGAGAGUAGAAUGGAUUUGCUCAAAACCAUUGCUUCCGAGAAUGGAAUUACUCUGCAACUCGAUGAAACUCCUCUUUCCAAUGAGGCCAGAAACUCGAGACAAAACCAAUCGGAGCCACAUGGCGGAGUGGGAGAGAAUCUGAAAUUCUCCACUGAAGUCCCAUCUGGAUCGAAACAAAAGUACAAAGAUGUGGCGGAUGCAGCACAGGCCGCUUUUGAAUCGGCAGCUCAAGCAGCAGCUGCGGCCAGAGCUGCCAUGGAGCUCUCCCGCUCUGAAUCACAAGACCCUGAUGGUCCAAGCAGCCCGGGCCCUGGGUCUGCAACAACUUCAUAUCACAAACAAGAGCAAAAGAAAUCCGAGGUCGAAGCCAAACCCAAAUCGGAAAUCGAAUAUGAAUAUGGAAAAGAAGAAGAAGGCAGCAAAAUCAGAGCAGAAGCAGAAGUAAAGAAUUCAAUGUGUGGUUGUUCUUCGAACAGAGAGUUGUUUGUUAAAGAAAACAGAGAGAUGGAUGAACAGAGAGCUACAAAUAUUGAAAUUGGGGAGGAGAUGGAAGCGAAUUUAGAGAAGACAGAGAUAACUGAGAAACCAAGCUUUCGUUUAAAUCUGGAGAAGAAGCCAAUUUCAGUGAGAACAAGAAGAGUGCGUGGAUACUGAGAGAGAGUUUUGUGUCCCAUAGUUUUGUUUUCGUUUGGAUAGAUCAGAAGAAGUGUGUAAUUAUGUGGUUUAAUUUUGGAAUAUUGGCGGUAUGGAAAUUCAACAUUUUUGUUUGUUUUCUUUUGUA